Molecule: messenger RNA, 1013 nt
Organism: Panicum virgatum (switchgrass)
Lineage: Eukaryota; Viridiplantae; Streptophyta; Magnoliopsida; Poales; Poaceae
Product: zinc finger protein ZAT8-like
Exons: 1
Coding region: 31-690 (219 amino acids)
Source: RefSeq, a predicted model, not a curated record
CAUUCGCUGCUAUAUAGCGCAUAGCUGGUCAUGGCCAAGAGGGACAGAGCGGCGUGGGAGGUGGAGGCGGGCGUCGCGGACACGGCCCGCCUGCUCGUGCUCCUCGCGCAAGCGCAGCAGCAGCAGCGGCGGCGCCUCCUGCAGCUCGGGCACGGGGCGGCGCCGUUCCCAACGGGGAUGGUGGCGGCGGGGCGCGGCGGGCACGGGCGCGUGUUCGAGUGCAAGACGUGCAGCCGGCAGUUCCCCACGUUCCAGGCGCUCGGGGGCCACCGUGCCAGCCACAAGCGGCCCAGGCUGCUCCACCAGCCGCCGCCGCCGCCGCCGCCGCAGGAUCGACCGGCCGACCACGCGGAGCUCUGCCUCGGGCGCCAGCCGCUGCUGCCGCCGGCGCCACAGCGGCCCGCGGCCAAGCCGAGGGUGCACGAGUGCCCCGUCUGCGGGCUCGAGUUCGCCAUCGGCCAGGCGCUCGGCGGCCACAUGCGCCGGCACCGCGCCGAGGCCGAGGCCGACACCGAGGCGCACAGCAAGGCGCGGCCGCCGGCGCUGGAGAAGGCCUGCGACGUCGCCGGUGGCAUCUGCCUGGACCUCAACCUCACGCCGUCGGAGAACUGCGCCAAGUGCCGGAGCGUGGUGGUGCUGGGCGCCGCCGGCCAGCAGGGUGUACAUAAGGCGCUCGCCAUGUUAGAUUGAUCGCUCUAGUUGAGCCUUUGAUUUACCUUAGCCAGGCUGCACAUAGUUUUUCUUUCAUGGUCGUUGUUGACUGUUGAGUUCAUCUUGGUAUACUGUUCCUUUGUUACUUUCUGGGUGUACCCAAAUUCUUUCCAAAAGAGCCAUGUUAGAUUUUCCCCUAGUUUCCUGUAAAAUUCUCGGUUCCUCCCACGUACAUGUUAGGUAUAUUUAUAGACCAGGGUAGUUUGAAGGAAAUAGAGAUGAACUCUUCUUCCUUGGUGUAAACAGUAAUAAAUCAUGCUAUGCAUUUCAUUUGACCAAGCAGUGACAAUUUUACCGAAGUA